Molecule: messenger RNA, 2740 nt
Organism: Spea bombifrons (plains spadefoot toad)
Lineage: Eukaryota; Metazoa; Chordata; Amphibia; Anura; Pelobatidae
Gene: MCPH1
Product: microcephalin 1
Exons: 14
Coding region: 50-2515 (821 amino acids)
Biological process (GO): mitotic cell cycle
Source: RefSeq, a predicted model, not a curated record
GAAGUUUGAAGUGGUGGCGGGUCGGAAAGCUGUGCCGUAUGCGGGCAGCAUGGACGUUUCUGAUCCAUCAUCACCGGUGUGCGGCAGUUCGGAUAUCCUCACAGGUGUUACUGCAUAUGUUGAAGUAUGGUCGUCGAACCGGACAGAGAAUUAUUCCAAAACGUUUUCACAGCAGCUGCUGAAUUUGGGAGCAAAAGUGUCCAAGACGUUUAACAAACAGGUUACCCAUGUGGUUUUUAAAGAUGGAAUUCAGGGAACGUGGAAUAAAGCCGUCAAGACUGGUGUAAAAUUAGUGUCUGUCCUUUGGGUGGAAAAGUGCAGAGAAUUGGGUUCCCAUGUUGACGAAUCAUUGUUUCUCCCAAUAAAUACCAAUAACGGAUUGCCCGAUCUGAUUAAAAAGAAACGCAAGUGUAUGCAGCCCAAGGACUUUGUCGAGAAAACACCAGAAAACGACAGACGCCUCCAAAAGAAAUUUGAUAAAAUGUGUAAACAACUAGAUGUGCAAAAAGCAUCAGUUGAUGUUCCUGUUUUGUUAUUUGAUGAAGUAGGGGAAUUAACGUACAGCCCGAAGGCUGUAGCUGAUCGGUGCAGUGCAAUGCAAAAAAGAUUAAGGGAAAUGAAGAAUAAAAGAGAAAAUCUGUCUCCUACAGCCUCUCAAGUAUCAAAAGAUUUUUCUUCACUAAAGCCGUUGCUUGGCAACAGCCCUUCAGUCACGGGAGACUCUUCACAUGACAUUGAUGAUGACCUUAACACCAGUUAUGAUGAACUUUGGGGAAAUGCAACAAAAGGACUGUCUCCUACUGCCUCAAAAGCCAAGAAAAAAUCUGGUUCUAUACUCAACGACGAACAGAUUUUAUCAAAUGCCAGCAGGCAAGUGGUUAAUUUGACUCUACAAAACAAGGAAGAAAUAAAACCAGAAAAAGGUCAGAUGGAUUCACAUACUGAAAAGAAGGGCCGCAAAUCUCUAAAUAAAAUGAAAAUGCUUGAUGGUUCAGUUGAUAGUGAAGGAGAUGUAUUUGAUGAAACACACAGUACAAAGCAAGAAACCUCUGCUGUGACUUACGCCACAUUGGCAAACAGGCUUAUCGCAAAGUGUAAAGGAAAAGCUAAUAAAACCAGGUCUCUUAGCUUAAAAUCAAAAACUAUUCCAAGUGUAUCUUCUGAAAAGGAUAUUUCGCAAGAACUAACUAAACCUAAUAUGAACUCCAACAAGUCUGAUUCGGAGGAAUCAUGUUUUGAAGACUUCUUUGCCUCUAAUUUAAAUAACCAUAAGCAACCUCUCACUAGGUUUUCUUUGGGCACAUUACCACGAAAGUCUCCAAGCCCCCCUCCACUGACCUCCAAAAAAAAGAGGUCGUAUGGUGAAGCUAGACGAUCGACGUUAGAUGUUUUUGAACUAGAUAAUUGCAGCAUUAAGAAGAAAAGGAAAAUUGACCAUACAGAUACCAAUUUCAUCCCUAAAACGCUGACAAGUUCAAAUUCCAAACAAGUGACACAUCAUCUUAUGGAGACUUUGGAUAGUAGUGUUAAAAAUAUAAGUACUCCAAACAAAUGGCGAUCAUCUUAUCUUAGUAGUAAUGAAACAAACCCUGUGAUCAACCAUGUACAGGAAACAGCAUUGACUUUAAGUCGGAAUGAUGCAUUAAAGAAAGCUCCUGAAGUUGCUUGUGUAUCAGACCCUGGAGAAAAUAUCUGUCAUGCUAAAGGACUGGAAGAAGUCAUCCCAUUAGUACCAUGUAAAACAAAAUUGAGGGGGCUUGAGCCUAAAGAAGAAAGGUUAAGUGUGACAAAUGGCACAGUUUUUGAGAAGCACAAAGAAGAUGUGAAAAGAUCCAAUCAAAGUGCUGAUUGUAGAACUUCGGCAUCUGAUAUAAUAGACGGACCGUCUGCAAUGCUUAAUGAACAGAAAAGCGAAUUUAAGAAAACAGACAAAACCAAAAAGAAUACAAGAUCAUUGGUGAUGACAAGCAUGAGCUCCGAGAAACAGAACACUGUGAUCCAAGUGGUCAAAAAAUUUGGAGGUUUCUUCUUUACCAACAAUGUGUGUCGUACCACAACUCACGUCAUUGCCGGAAGUCCACGUAGGACUUUAAAUAUACUCUUGGGCAUUGCAAGAGGUUGUUGGAUAGUUUCUUAUGACUGGGUUCUGUGGUCUUUGGAGCAUGGAAACUGGAUUCCUGAGGAACCCUAUGAACUUUCUGAUCAAUUUCCAGGAGCUCCUAUUUGCCGAUUGCAGCGCCACCUAUCAGCUGGAGAACAUCAGCAGGAUUUGCUCUCUAGCCUUCCUACUUUGUUCAUAUCCCCAAACAGUCAGCCACCAUGCGAUCAACUCUCUGAAAUGGUCCAGCUAUGUGGAGGUAAAGUAUCCAAGACACUGCGCCAUGCCAAGAUCUGUAUUGGAGACUUUAAAGGGAAGAAACCCCCUGACAUGCAGAAUGUGUCCGAAAAAUUUCUACUCGAUUCUGUCACCCAACACAAGCUGCAGUCUCUAGAAAACUACCUAUUGAAUCGAUGAACUUUGCUUUGUGACCCCUCACCCUGGAUACUGGGUCCGAAAAGUGUGGUUCAGCAUUGAAAAUACAUGACCUGAAAAAUGGAAGAACGUGCUGCCAAAUGUACAGAUGAUGUCUGAUGUCUUAAGCCUGUAGGAUUUUAACUGUUUAUUUUGCAUUGUACAUUCUCUUUUUAACUGAAUUCAGAUUUCUUAAAUACCUCUUAAAUAAUAAAUAAUGCUCACGAA